Messenger RNA from Fonsecaea erecta, 2202 nucleotides. RefSeq lists its product as hypothetical. Gene Ontology annotation, cellular component: ubiquitin ligase complex. Gene Ontology annotation, biological process: proteasome-mediated ubiquitin-dependent protein catabolic process; protein linear polyubiquitination. The transcript has 2 exons. NCBI's taxonomy places the organism in Eukaryota, Fungi, Ascomycota, Eurotiomycetes, Chaetothyriales, Herpotrichiellaceae. The record is from RefSeq and is a predicted model, not a curated record. Gene Ontology annotation, molecular function: zinc ion binding; ubiquitin-protein transferase activity; ubiquitin binding. The coding region runs from base 1 to 2202 and encodes 733 amino acids.
AUGAGGAUGAGGCUAGGCCAAGGUCGUGACGACGGUCUUGCUCGAGAUUUCUCUGGAGCAUCAGUCUACUACAACGAAUACGGCAGCAUUCUGAAAAUCUCCCUUCCGACAGACUUCUCUCUUGCAUGCAUUACAGGUCUUGCACCGGGAGCCACCCCUGAAGCAGUCGUCGAUAUCCUUCGCGGUUUGGGCUUGAACCUAGACAUUGAAUGCGUUCGCAUCCUUGAGAAUUCGGCGUCUGCGGGCGUGACAGCCACGGUGAAGGCAGAAGACCCACUGUUUGCCAAAGAGCUCAGCGUCACGCUUCAGAAUCGACAAUCAGCUCUCAGUGCGACGCCAAUGCCCAUCGAUGCCAGGCGGACUAACUGCAGAAAAGUUUACAUCUCGUGGCACAAACCCACUCAAAGUGUGUGGUUGAAUUUCGGCAAUGGCGAAAUAGCGAACAGGGUUGCGCAGAGAUUCAACCAAGGAACAUACACAUGCCUCGGUCAGCGUGUCAAGUCCUCUGCUGCGAAAUCCAGUCACAGUCGACGGGGUCGAGAUUACUUCUCGUACAAUCCUGUAGCUUGGACGAUCACGCUAAGCGAAGUGCCCAGCGGUACGACGAGCAGGGAUGUCCAAGAAAGCAUCAGGCCGUUGCAGGAUAAACCACGGCACGUCGAGGUGAGAGACAGUUACCGAGCUUCCGAUGCAGAGGUCAGUGUUGAGGUUCGCUCGCACCUGGAGGAGCAUGGCCCACUGGAAAGCUUCUAUCUCGCACCCCCCUCCAAAGGAAAACGAGUUAAGGCUUCCGCUUGGUUUCGAGAUGAAGCCGAUGCCCGAUCGGCAUGCUCGCUGAAUGGCAGACAACUAGAUAUCUUGGGGCAAGGCAAGUUGACGGUUACCCUGGUGCAGUCAGCCAAGAUCAGUGUUUUGACGACUGUCUACUUGGCCUUGAAGCCGAGAAUCGAUAAAGAGAGUAUAACAUGGAGAGAACAGUAUCUGGGCUUCCAUGUUUACCCUGGCACUCUCCAUACGACAUUGAAAGUCGAGGGUGACAACUCGAAAAGCGUUGCAAAUGCGCGCAGAACACUGGAAGAGAUUUCGCGUGGAGUGGUCCUUGAGGAUGGCGGGAAAGUGAUUUGGGGUUCGGCACUCAACAGCACAGGGCGCGUAUACAAGAAGCUCAAGUCCAUCGAGAGAGACCUUCAGGUGGUUAUCGCCAGAGACAAAUCAAAGCACCAGCUCCGGUUUCACGGGCCACCUGAGAAAAUCCAGCCUGCAGUACGCCGCAUUACCGAUAUACUCAGAGAGGAGUCCUCCACCAGCUACGAAAUCGACCUCACACCUCACCAGUUCUCAUGGACGAUCAAGGGUGGUUUCAAGAGCAUUGAACAGGCUUUGGGAAACAACGUCGCGGUCUUCAAUGUGGUCUCAAGGAGCAUCAUCAUCAACGGUACACAACAGCAAUACGACACAGCCGUGGCCAUCAUGGACGGCAAGCGUGCUAUCGAAUUCCGCUCUUCGUUAGACGGUGCGACAACCUCUGACGGAGACUGUCCAAUCUGCUUCUGCGAAGCCGACACGGCCAUCCAGACCUCGUGCAAGCACACAUACUGCCUCGAAUGCUUUGAAGGAUACUGCAAAUCCGCCACUUCGACCGACAAGAAUGACUUCCAAAUCAAGUGCCAAGGUGGUGAAGGCACUUGCUCAACUGUCUUCACUUUACACGAGCUGAAGGAUCAUGUCUCGUCCUCGGUCUUUGAGGCUGUCCUUCAAUCAUCUUUCGAAGAUUAUGUCCAACGCCACCCGGAGAUCUUUCGCCACUGUCCAACCCCGGAUUGUGGUCACAUAUACCGAUGCACUACAAGUCUAGGGUCGCAGCCUCCCGCCUACACCUGUUCCAAUUGUUUCGAGAGGCUAUGCACCUCUUGUCACGCGCGACAUGGCGAGUAUACUUGCGCAGAGUUCAAAGACAUUGCAGCGGGUGGUGACGCCGCCCUCGCAAGACUAAAGAGGGAGCUCAACAUCAAAAAUUGUCCUCAAUGCACCACGCCGAUGGAGAAGACAGAGGGCUGCAAUCACAUCACGUGUGGGGGUUGCCGGGCACAUAUUUGCUGGGUAUGCAUGGAAGUCUUCGAGUCCAGUGGCCCGUGCUAUAGCCACAUGAACAAGGUGCAUGGAGGCAUCGGACUUGGGCUCGAUCAUUUGGGGGAUUGGUGA